CCCCUGCGGCGCCGCGGCGCCCCCCCGCGCUGCCACGCGGCACCGCGAUUCCGCCCCGCGCCGCGAGCAGCACCAUGGCGGGGACCCCGCCCCAGGAGCAUCUCUUCAACCCCACGACGGAGAAUGACCCCCUGGCUGGGCUGGGCACCAAGCUGCCGCUGCCGGCCCCGGCGCGGCGCUGGCUGGAGGCCCGGCGCGCGGGGGUCCAGCCGUGGGGCACCUUCCUGGACCAGCGGCGCUUCGGGGCCCCCCGCAACUUCGGGGAGCUCUGCCAGCGCCUGGCGCACAACGGCGAGCGCUUCCAGAGCAACUACCUCUGCGUCUUCCUCGGCCUCAUCCUCUACUGCCUCAUCACCUCCCCGCUGCUGCUGGUGGCUCUGGGCGUCUUCUUCGGCGCCUGCUACGUGGUGCGGCUGCGGGCCCAGCAGGCGCCCCUGGCCCUCUUCGGUCGGGAGCUGACCACAGCCCACCAGUACGGACUGGCUGGGGGCGUCUCCCUCCCCGUCUUCUGGCUGGCGGGGGCUGGCGCCGCCGUCUUCUGGGUGCUGGGGGCGACGCUGGUGGUGAUCGGGUCCCAUGCAGCCUUCCGCCAGCUCGACCCCCCCGAGGCCCCCGAGCUGCAGAUGGAGCCCGUGUGAGACCCCCCCCAAAAGCCAAGAUGCUGCGACCCCCCCCCCCCACAGGGCGAUGACCCCCCCGAACAUGGAAUCACCCCCUGACCCAAGGCAGCAACCCCCUCUCCAACCUCCCUCCCCAACACAGCAACCCCCCCCCCCCAGAUAUCCCCUGGCCUCCCCAGGGCUGCAGCCCCGCCCCCAGCACAGCACCCCCCCCACUGCAGCCCCCCAGCACAGCACCCCAAUGCUGCAGCCCCUCCGGAGCCCCCCCACUGCAGCCCCCCCCCCAGCACAGCACCCCUCAAUGCUGCAGCCCUUCCAGAGCCCCCCCACUGCAGCCCCCCAGCACAGCACCACCAAUGCUGCAGCCCCUCCGGAGCCCCCCCACUGCAGCCCCCCCAGCACAGCACCCCCCAAUGCUGCAGCCCUUCCGGAGCCCCCCCACUGCAGCCCCCCCCAGCACAGCACCCCCCAAUGCUGCAGCCCCUCCGGAGCCCCCCCACUGCAGCCCCCCAGCAGAGCACCCCCCAAUGCUGCAGCCCCUCCAGAGCCCCCCCACUGCAGCCCCCCCCAGCACAGCACCCCCCAGUGCUGCAGCCCCUCCAGAGCCCCCUCACUGCAGUCCCUCACUGCCAUCCCCCAAUGCAGCCCCCCCCCCAAAAUGUCCCUCCAGGGUACCCCCUCCAAACACCCUCCCACCCCAUCACACCCUCCUCCAAAAUGCAGCCCCCCCAGCACCCCUUCAUUUGGGGGGGGUCUCAUGUGAGGCAGAGCCCUACUAACCCCCCCCCAGUGCCCCCUUGGCCACGGCCCCCAGCCAAGCUGCCGCGUUGCCACAAUAAAGCUGUUGCGUGUCCGGCCA
This is a messenger RNA of Rhea pennata, 1479 nucleotides long. It is a transcript of the gene RABAC1, whose product is annotated as Rab acceptor 1. The record is from RefSeq and is a predicted model, not a curated record. Gene Ontology annotation, cellular component: Golgi apparatus. NCBI's taxonomy places the organism in Eukaryota, Metazoa, Chordata, Aves, Rheiformes, Rheidae. The transcript has 6 exons. The coding region runs from base 75 to 638 and encodes 187 amino acids.